This is a messenger RNA of Chelonia mydas (Green sea turtle), 1779 nucleotides long. Its product is annotated as complement factor H-like. The record is from RefSeq and is a predicted model, not a curated record. The transcript has 10 exons. Bases 1 to 1779 code for a protein of 592 amino acids. NCBI's taxonomy places the organism in Eukaryota, Metazoa, Chordata, Testudines, Cheloniidae.
AUGCCCGAUUCUCGACUGCUCAGCUCCUACGUGUUGGUACCAAGAACAUCGAGAUCGCCUGACCUUCACCUGGUACCAACGGUUUCACCUCAGAGCCCUCCAGGCACUCCACCAUUCCAGAAAAUAUGUGAAAAGGUUGAAAUACAGAAUGGUUAUUUCUAUGAAAGUGAAAACAGAUUUAAUUUAAGUGAAGAAGCAACAUAUAGGUGUCAGAUUGGUUACACGACUCCAGAAGGAAAUGAGGUGGGGAAGACACAGUGCCUUCAAAAAAGAUGGAUUCCUUUCCCAAAGUGCAUCAAUGUAACAUGUGGCGCUCCACCUGAAGUUACCAAUGCUACUAUUGUAAAUAAUGAGGAGGGAAGGUAUCUGCCUGGUGCUAGCGUGCAAUAUAAAUGUCAGGAAGGAUUUGAAAGUAUGGGAUUGAAUGAUGUAAUUUGUGAAGAUGGAGAAUGGUCACAACCACCAACUUGCCAAGAUGUAACAUGUGGCUCUCCACCUGAAGUUACCAAUGCUACUAUUGUAACUAAUGAGGAGGGAAGGUAUCUGCCUGGUGCUAGAGUGCAAUAUAAAUGUCAGGAAGGAUUUGAAAGUAUGGGAUUGAAUGAUGUAAUUUGUGAAGAUGGAGAAUGGUCACAACCACCAACUUGCCAAGAUGUAACAUGUGGCGCUCCACCUGAAGUUACCAAUGCUACUAUUGUAAAUAAUGAGGAGGGAAGGUAUCUGCCUGGUGCUAGCGUGCAAUAUAAAUGUCAGGAAGGAUUUGAAAGUAUGGGAUUGAAUGAUGUAACUUGUGAAGAUGGAGAAUGGUCACAACCACCAACUUGCCAAGAGGCUGCUGGAAAGUGUGGGUACCCACCAGCUAUUGAUAAUGGAGAAAUUAUGGUCUUUCCACAGGAAGAAUAUGAACCAGGUUCAAAAGUGGAAUACAAAUGUCAACGUUUUUAUAGAAUGAAUGGAUCUGCAUCUGUUAGCUGUGAGUCUGGCCAAUGGACAGACCCACCAGUUUGCUUAGAGCCAUGUACAACAUCCCCAGAAGUGAUAGAGAAAAACAACAUUAGGCUGAGAUGGAGGACGGAAAUGAAAUUAUAUUUAGAAAGUGGAGCUUUUAUUGAAUUUGACUGUAAAAAUGGAUACGUGAGCAAUCUACCUUCUUCUGCAUUUAGAGUACAGUGUGUGGAGGGGAAAUUGGCAUAUCCUAAAUGUAAGAGAAGCGUGCCAUGUACAACAUCCCCAGAAAUGAUAGAGAAAAACAACAUUAGGCUGAGAUGGAGGACGGAAAUGAAAUUAUAUUUAGAAAGUGGAGCUUUUAUUGAAUUUGACUGUAAAAAUGGAUAUGUGAGCAAUCUACCUUCUUCUGCAUUUAGAGUACAGUGUGUGGAGGGGAAAUUGGCAUAUCCUAAAUGUAAGAGAAGUGAGUUAUGUAUAACAUCCCCAGAAGAUAUGGAGAAAAACAAUAUUGGGCUGAAAUGGAGCUUGGAAACAAGACUGAAUUUAGAAAGUGGAGACUUUGUUGAAUUUGACUGUAAAAAUGGAUAUGUGAGGGAUCCAGCAUCUUCUGCAUUUAGAGUACAGUGUGUGGAGGGGAAAUUGGCAUAUCCUAAGUGUAAGAGAAGAGAUGCAGAGGAAGAGAAAGAGUAUCUCUCCACCACAGGUGGAGCCAUUCUUUCUGGAGUUCUGGAAGGUCCUGCAGUAUCCUGCACUGGCAUUGAGCUGAUAGAUAUAACUGGACCUGAGGCCAAAUGCUUCCUAGUAGAGGCCAGCAACAGUGGCUCUGGCUAG